GAAUCAGUAAGCCACACAAUUCUUCAAAAAAAAAUGAACGAAUCUCUGGACUAUGAUGCUGAUGCAUAUUUUAUGAUUUUAUUCCCCGACUUCAGUCUGGAUUCGAAAGAUUUUUGGAUUGCAGUGGCAACUGUCGCCUUAAAAACAAGUGAAUAUGUUAAAUAUGCCAACUUUUUCGUUGCAGCCAUCGCAUUAAUUCCUAAUUUUUUUCAUUUAAUCGUGCUGACGAGAAAGUCGAUGAGAACCAUGCCAAUUCACAUAUUUAUCUUUGGAAUUGGACUUUGCGAUUUUACACGUAUUGCUUUGUUUCUCGUUAUGAACAUCCCACAAUUGUGGACUACUUAUCAAAAUUUGGAGAAUCCGGACUGCAUUCCUCCGCUUUCGUAUUUCGAAAUGGCCCGCAACGAGUUCUACACAAUUGCCGUUAGUGUAUGUGAGCAGUCGUCAAUUUGGCUCGGAGUUGUUAUGGCAGUAUUUCGAACUUUGCUGAUCAAAUAUCCACUCAGUCACAGAUUACAUCGAAUGUCCACACUAAAAUACAAGCUUUUACCCAUUAUUUCAAUUUUGCUUAUAAUCAUUUCUCUCUGGAUACCUAAAUAUCUACGGUACCGAAUAAGAAUAUUCGGAAUUUGGUUUCCACCGCCUAUAUGUGAUAAAUUCCCAAAAAACUAUUCACAACCUCUAUAUUUCAUGGAAGAAACGAAAAUAUUUGAUGGGGAAAUUACGUUUCAAAAUUUGACUUUUCUCGAAGGAAUUGUAUUCUUCCUUAUUCCAUCUAUUAUACUUCCUAUAGCUACGAUAUCGUUGAUUAUUGACCUGAAAAAACCUUCUAGGAGCCAGGAAAAUAGGGAUCGGAGCAGUAAAUUAGUUACAUUUAUGACUAUUUCUUUUAUGAUCGCAAUGGUUCCAUAUUCUGGUUUAUACAUUAUUAACUUUGUACAAUCUAAGUCGAAUGGCAUUAGAUUUAUUUUACGAUGUAUUGAAGUGAUAUUCUCAUUUCUAAUAACUAUCAAUAACUCCCUGCAUUGUGUACUGUGCUAUUUGAUGUCAACCAAAUACAGAGAGGCCGUCAAAUCCAUGUUUAACAAGACGAAUACUGUCGAUAUUCAAAUGUCGGAUCAGAGAAUGACCAGUGUGAGAAAUCCAAGGUCUACUUUUUCGGUGAAGAUUGAGUAAUGCCUGCCUACUAAUAAGGAAAACGUACCUAGUAUUUUGUAUGCAACAACCAAUAAAAUAAUUUGCAGU
Messenger RNA from Caenorhabditis elegans, 1245 nucleotides. RefSeq names its product G-protein coupled receptors family 1 profile domain-containing protein (gene srw-34). The transcript has 4 exons. Bases 34 to 1176 code for a protein of 380 amino acids. Gene Ontology annotation, biological process: signal transduction; G protein-coupled receptor signaling pathway. Lineage: Eukaryota; Metazoa; Nematoda; Chromadorea; Rhabditida; Rhabditidae. Gene Ontology annotation, cellular component: membrane. Gene Ontology annotation, molecular function: G protein-coupled peptide receptor activity; G protein-coupled receptor activity. The record is from RefSeq and is marked reviewed.